Plectropomus leopardus (leopard coralgrouper) is the source of this 443-nucleotide messenger RNA. Lineage: Eukaryota; Metazoa; Chordata; Actinopteri; Perciformes; Serranidae. The record is from RefSeq and is a predicted model, not a curated record.
GCCUUGCAGCAGCUGGGCGUGUUCUCGUCCUCGCUGCCCCACAGACCUCUGGGACGAGCGCAGUCGUCGCCUGCAGCAGCCACCGUCAAUCCCAUCAAGCACCUCUUCACCACCGGGCUGGUGUACGACAGUCUGAUGUUGAAGCAUCAGUGUGUUUGUGGAAACGCUCACAUUCACCCCGAGCAUGCUGGGAGAGUGCAGAGCAUCUGGUCCAGACUGCAGGAGACGGGCCUGCUGAGCCGCUGUGAGAGGAUUCGAGGACGUAAAGCGUCUCUGGAUGAGAUCCAGUCCGUCCACUCAGAGUUCCACACUCUGCUGUAUGGAACCAGUCCGCUGAACCGCCACAAACUGGACCACAAGAAGCUGCUGGGUACAGACCUGUCCCUCUGACUGUCCCUCUGACUGUCCCUCUGUCUGUCCCCCUAUCUGUCCCUCUGACUGUC